Paramacrobiotus metropolitanus is the source of this 3053-nucleotide messenger RNA. Its product is annotated as mucin-5AC-like. Bases 180 to 2852 code for a protein of 890 amino acids. NCBI's taxonomy places the organism in Eukaryota, Metazoa, Tardigrada, Eutardigrada, Parachela, Macrobiotidae. The transcript is spliced from 3 exons. The record is from RefSeq and is a predicted model, not a curated record.
UAUCCCUGUUACAGCCAUUUGUCGGUAUAAAGCCGCUCAUUUAUAAUUUGUUUGGUCCCAUCUGCUUUAUACGGGUGUCGAAGACGAAAUUUUUACGGUUAAACACGUUUGUGAAGUGUUUAAUGAACUGCUUUUCUCAACGGAUAUCUAUUUUGCGUUAAGACAAGCAGUAGUUGACAAUGUACUUCUCUUAUGCAUUCAUCGCCCUUUUGAUGCUGCAGUGUAAAACGGAUAUUAACGCAGCUGUUAUCCCCCGACGUUCCCACUACGGACACAACAAUGCUGUCCAACAGUCCUCACAACAAGGAAGUAGUAGGAUACGAGAAGGCAUACGCACUACGUUCGAUGAUGAAACGACUGCUGCAUCCGCAACCGAAGCGACUGUGCCACCGCCAACGCAACCUACUGAUCCACCGGCUACGCAACCGACCGAAGCGCCAGUGACACAACCAACUGAUACACCGGCUACGCAACCGACCGAAGCACCAGUAACGCAGCCAACUGCUGCACCGGUUACACAGCCAACUGAUGCACCGGUCACACAACCCACCGAAGCACCGGUAACACAGCCAACUGAUGCACCGGCUACGCAACCAACCGAAGCACCGGUAACACAGCCAACUGAUGCACCAGGUACAGAGCCAACUGAUGCACCGGCUACGCAACUAACCGAAGCACCGGUAACACAGCCAACUGAUGCACCAGGUACAGAGCCAACUGAUGCACCGGCUACGCAACUAACCGAAGUACCGGUAACACAGCCAACUGAUGCACCGGCUACACAACCAACUGAUCCACCGGCUACGCAACCGACCGAAGCACCAGUAACACAGCCAACUGAUGCACCGGCUACGCAACCAACCGAAGCACCGGUAACUCAGCCGACUGAUGGACCGGUAACACAUCCAACCGAAGCACCGGUAACACAGCCAACUGAUGCACCAGUUACAGAGCCAACUGAUGCACCAGUUACAGAGCCAACUGAUGCACCAGUUACAGAGCCAACUGAUGCACCAGUUACAGAGCCAACUGAUGCACCAGUUACAGAGCCAACUGAUGCACCAGUUACAGAGCCAACUGAUGCACCAGUUACACAGCCGACUGAUGCACCGGGCACACAACCAACCGAAGCACCGGUAACACAGCCAACUGAUGCGCCGGCUACACAACCAACUGAUGCACCGGCUACGCAACCAACCGAAGCACCGGUAACACAGCCAACUGAUGCACCAGUUACACAGCCAACUGAUGCACCGGUUACACAGCCGACUGAUGCACCGGUCACACAACCAACCAAAGCACCGGUAACACAGCCAACUGAUGCGCCGGCUACACAACCAACUGAUGCACCGGCUACGCAACCAACCGAAGCACCGGUAACACAGCCAACUGAUGCACCAGUUACACAGCCAACUGAUGCACCGGUUACGCAGCCGACUGAUGCACCGGUCACACAACCAACCGAAGCACCGGUAACACAGCCAACUGAUGCACCAGUUACACAGCCAACUGCUGCACCGGCUACACAACCAACCGAAGCACCGGUAACUCAGCCAACUGAUGGACCGGUCACACAACCGACCGACGCACCGGUAACUCAGCCGACUGAUGGACCGGUAACACAACCAACUGAUGCACCGGCUACACAACCAACCGAAGCACCGGUAACUCAGCCAACUGAUGGACCGGUCACACAACCGACCGACGCACCGGUAACUCAGCCGACUGAUGGACCGGUAACACAACCAACUGAUGCACCGGCUACACAACCAACCGAAGCACCGGUAACUCAGCCAACUGAUGGACCGGUCACACAACCGACCGACGCACCGGUAACUCAGCCGACUGAUGGACCGGUAACACAACCAACUGAUGCACCGGCUACACAACCAACCGAAGCACCGGUAACUCAGCCAACUGAUGGACCGGUCACACAACCGACCGACGCACCGGUAACUCAGCCGACUGAUGGACCGGUAACACAACCAACUGAUGCACCGGCUACACAACCGACCGAAGCACCGGUAACUCCGCGUACUGAUGGACCGGUAACACAGCCAACUGAUGCACCAGUUACACAGCCAACUGCUACACCGGCUACACAACCGACCGAAGCACCCGUAACACAGCCAACUGAUAUACCAGUUACACAGCCAACUGAUGCACCGGUCACACAACCAACUGAUGCACCGGCUACACAACCGACCGAAGCACCGGUAACUCCGCCAACUGAUGGACCGGCUACACAACCGACCGAAGCACCGGUAACUCAGCCAACUGAUGGACCGGUCACACAACCAACUGAUGCACCGGCUACACAACCGACCGAAGCACCAGUAACUCAGCCAACUGAUGGACCGGUCACACAACCGACCGAAGCACCGGUAACUCCGCCAACUGAUGGACCGGUAACACAGCCAACUGAUGCACCGGUCACACAACCAACUGAUGCACCGGCUACGCAACCGACCGAAGCACCGGCCACACAAUCAACGGAGGCAUCCUUCACUUACCCAACUGCGGUAACACUACAAACUACUAACGGUACUACCUCAACUUCUGUCCAGACUACUGCUAUAACUAGAACUAGCUCAGUAACCUUUAAGCCGACAUCUGAGCGGCCUACCUCAAGGCAUACUUCGACAAUCCCCAGCAGUACCAGUAGUACAUCCGCUAGGACCACUACCAAGCUUACUACGACAUCUAAGGUCACGGCAAUGAUAACGGAAUCUGCAACCAGCACAUCGGAUGUUCCUUCUUGCGCUUCUGGAUUGUGGAUGGCAAAUAUGCGUUUCCAACCUAUGUUGUUCCUUUUCGGGUUUUUGAUUGCGCAUGCUAGAUUCCAUAUAUAACAAAAACUAGCACUACCAAAUAAUUUUGUUUUCUCAUUUCGUGGUUUACUUUUGGCGGCAACGCUGAAGUGACCGCACGCUGAUUGUUACGUAUUUAACUAAUAUAUUAGAACUGUUGCAAAUUAUCUCUAUUCUUGGUACUGUACGUACGUACUGUACAAUACAUAGUUCACGAUACAUGUAUAAAUAUUUGCUGUUUAA